AUGGAAACGCCGAGGGAUUUCUUAUGUCCAAUAUCGCUUGCCGUUAUGGAAAUGCCUGUUAUAUUAAUCGAAGAUGGUCGUAGUUACGAAAAGUGUCAAAUAGAACGUUGGUUAAGUACUAAUAAUACAUCUCCCAUGACAGAGUUUCGCGAAAAACAAGAAAAAGCACAGCAUUGUGAAUUACUCUCACGUGAAUUAGUUAUUAAGCCUGGAGGAUUGCCAGAAGAGUUCCAAGACAAGAAAUAUCCUCAAUUGCGGAUUAAAAUAUGUAUGUUGGGUGAUAGAAGCGUAGGUAAAACAACGAUUGUCCGAUAUUUACAAUUUCCAACUCGGUUUCGGAAAGAUCAAUAUAGCACUACUAUAGGUCCUGAUAUGAUAGCGCUGCAUCUGGAUGAUUUAUUCCAAGAACGGUAUGCCGUUUCCAUCACAGUUGUCGAUCUACCAGGUAACAUGAGAUACACUAACGUUUGGACAGAUCAAUAUAGAUGUCAUGGUGCAAUAUUUGUUUGUGAUGUAAGCCAACCGGAAACGUUGAAAGAUGUAAUAGAUGGAUGGUAUCCUAAAUUCAAACAACAUCACUCUACUGGGUGCCAAUCGGUACUUCUGUGUCAUAAAACUGAUCUAUCUGAAGAUCCGGAAGAUCAAAUAUUCAAAGACGCCGAACAAUUUGCGACGGAAAACGAUAUAUCUCUAUUUCAUACGUCGGCGGUUACUGAAAAAAAUAUACAAGCAAUGUUUAAUCAAUUAGUGUUAUGUAUACUGGCUAGUCGUUCUUUGUUAGACCAAUUAAAGAAAAAUGGUAGCAAUACAACUAUUGACCGUCAGAAUCGAAGAGGAUCAAUUCAGCUGAGACCUCCUGUUAAAAAACCAAAGAAGGAAACUGGGUGUUGUUAG
This is a messenger RNA of Adineta ricciae, 894 nucleotides long. The record is from the annotation of a GenBank genome assembly. NCBI's taxonomy places the organism in Eukaryota, Metazoa, Rotifera, Eurotatoria, Adinetida, Adinetidae.